CUUUGGGGGAGGUUGUGGAGCAGGCUUAGGACUGGCAGGAAAUCAGCAAAUUCUCCCUGAGGCUCUCUUGAGUUGGUGCUGAACAUUGUUGAACAAUGCAUUUUUACUAAAAAGGAUUUAACUCUUUUAUUUCAGAUGAAUAAUAUUUUUCCUUUUCACUCAUGCUUCCAGGGGUCAACUUCAUCCUGUUUGCCAAUUUCCUGAUGUUUCCAUCUUAAAGCUUUUCUGGUUUCUUGUACAGGACCCUACAGUGCAUGCCUACCUCUUUGGGAAAGAUCCAACAGAACCUUCCUGAAGAGUUCAAGCAAGUGAGAAUUGAAAACUCACCCUUAUUUGAACAGCCCUGAGGGACUUUCAUCAACAUAAGCACCUUGGAGUAUCUUUGGUUCAACUUUAACAAUGUCACUGUGAUCCACCCAGGAGCCCUGGAGCAGGUAGAAUUGAGAAGGCUGAGACUGGAGGGGAAAAAACUCUGUUCAGUACCGUGGACAGCGUUCUGCGUCACCCCCUUUCCUAAAACGGUCUUGGACAUCAAACACAACAGGACUGAUGUGCUCCCUGAGCUGGCGCUUCAGUUCCUGGUCAUCCUGACCUACCUUGACCUAUCCUCCAACAGGCUGACAAUGGUAUCCAAGAGUGUCUUCCUGAACUGACCUGCCUACCAGAAAGGCCAGCAGGCUGGCUAUGGGGCCGAACUUCUUUCCCGCAUGGUGCUGGCUCUGCACAACAACCCCUGGGCAUGUGGCUGUCACCUAAGGGGACUUGUCCAGUUUGUCAGGUCCAUCAGCCUACCAGUCAUCCUAGUCAAUUCCUACCUAAUGUGCUGGGGUCCGCUCUCCAAGGCAGGGCAGUUUUUUCAUGAAGCUGAGCUCUGUGGUUGUAUGAAGUCACAGAUAUGACUGAGCUUCCUCCCACCACUCUCUAAUGUGGCAGGACUUGGCACGGUCUCACCCCCCUCCCCCCUCAGGUGGGAACUCCUCCCGCAUUGACCACAUCUGCUGGUCCCUGAGGUUUGGCCACCCGUCCC
Messenger RNA from Loxodonta africana (African savanna elephant), 1027 nucleotides. RefSeq names its product leucine rich repeat, Ig-like and transmembrane domains 2 (gene LRIT2). Lineage: Eukaryota; Metazoa; Chordata; Mammalia; Proboscidea; Elephantidae. Gene Ontology annotation, molecular function: protein binding. The record is from RefSeq and is a predicted model, not a curated record.